AUGGUUCAACCGGGCGAGGAGGCGGGGCUCAAGGAGAAGAUAGUCGCCAUUUUCGUAUGGAUAGCUCCUGCCGUCACCCGAGAGCUCAUAACGUCUCUCCCCAACCUGAGGGUUGUGGGUAACUGUGCGGUGGGCUACGAUCACGUGGACCUGGCAGCCUGUGCAGAGAGAGGAGUUAGGGUGGGGUACACACCAAAUGUCCUCAACAAGACGACUGCCGACAUGGCGUGGGCUCUUCUUCUAGCCAGUGGGAGAAAAGUGGUGGAGGGAGACUCUAUCUCCAAGAAUCCGAGCACGAGUACCUUUGACUCCAACUGGAUGGGUCAACAGGUCAGCGGAACCACUCUGGGAAUAGUUGGUAUGGGGAGGAUAGGGUACGAGAUUGCCAAGAGGGCGGUUGGUUUCGAGAUGAAGGUACUCUACCACAAUCGUCACCGAAAAUCGGCCGAGGAGGAGGAGAGAGUCGGAGCUACAUAUGUUCCAACACUAGCAGGUCUGCUGGGUGAGUCAGACUAUGUGGUGCUAGCUGCACCGGCCACUGGCGACACACACCACAUGAUGAGCAGGGAGCAGUUUGCCGCCAUGAAGCCGACUGGCGUGUUUGUCAACAUCUCUCGCGGGACUCUGGUGGACCAGGACGCCCUCGCCGAGGCUCUGAGGGGCGGAGUCAUCUCUGCCGCCGGGCUCGACGUGACAGAUCCUGAGCCCCUCCCACGUGACCACACCCUCCUCUCCCUCCCCAAUCUAACCCUCACACCCCACACUGGCAGUGCCACUCUCCCCACCCGACAGGCAAUGGUGCAGAUGACAGUUGACAAUAUCAAAGCCGUUCUUCAGGGGCAACCCAUGGUGAAUGAAGUCGCCCUCCCCUCAUUGUAA
Molecule: messenger RNA, 879 nt
Organism: Geodia barretti
Lineage: Eukaryota; Metazoa; Porifera; Demospongiae; Tetractinellida; Geodiidae
Source: the annotation of a GenBank genome assembly